Messenger RNA from Perognathus longimembris pacificus (Pacific pocket mouse), 1999 nucleotides. RefSeq names its product glutamine-dependent NAD(+) synthetase-like. Gene Ontology annotation, molecular function: glutaminase activity; ATP binding; NAD+ synthase (glutamine-hydrolyzing) activity. NCBI's taxonomy places the organism in Eukaryota, Metazoa, Chordata, Mammalia, Rodentia, Heteromyidae. Gene Ontology annotation, biological process: NAD+ biosynthetic process. Bases 42 to 1970 code for a protein of 642 amino acids. Gene Ontology annotation, cellular component: cytoplasm. The record is from RefSeq and is a predicted model, not a curated record. The transcript has 20 exons.
AGUCGCCGGUCGGGCCGGAUCCCGCCCGCAGGCCUGGCGCGAUGGGCCGCAAGGUGACGGUGGCCGCGUGCGCCCUGAACCAGUGGGCGCUGGACUUCGAGGGCAACCUGCGGCGCAUCUUCAGGAGUAUUGAGAUCGCCAAGAACAAAGGAGCAAGAUACAGGCUUGGACCAGAACUGGAAAUAUGUGGCUACGGGUGCUGGGAUCAUUACUACGAGUCGGACACCCUCCUGCACUCGCUGGAGGUCCUGAAGGCCCUCCUGGAGUCUCCGGUCACGCAGGACAUCAUCUGUGAUGUGGGGAUGCCUGUGAUGCAUCGCAAUGUCCGCUACAACUGCAGAGUGAUCUUCCUCAACAGGAGGAUCCUGCUGAUCCGGCCCAAGACCGCCUUGGCCAACCAGGCCAACUACCGCGAGCUGCGCUGGUUCACCCCCUGGGCCCGGAGCCGGCAGAUAGAGGAGUACUUCCUCCCCCGGAUGUUACAGGACGUGACAAACCAGGAAACGGCGCCCUUCGGGGACGCAGUGCUGGCCACCUGGGACACUUGCAUCGGGAGCGAGAUCUGCGAGGAGCUCUGGACGCCACACAGCCCACACGUCGACAUGGGCCUAGACGGCGUGGAGAUCUUCACCAACGCCUCGGGCAGCCACCACACGCUGCGCAAAGCCCACGCCAGGGUGGACCUGGUGACCAUGGCCACCACCAAGAACGGUGGGAUCUACCUGCUGGCCAACCAGAAGGGCUGCGACGGCGACCGGCUCUACUAUGACGGCUGCGCCAUGGUCGCCAUGAACGGCAGCAUCGUCGCCCAGGGGGCGCAGUUCUCGCUGGACGAUGUGGAGGUCCUGACGGCCACGCUGGACUUGGAGGACGUGAGGAGCUACCGGGCGGAGAUCUCGUCCCGGAACCUGGCGGCCAGCAGGGUGAGCCCCUACCCCCGGGUCAAGGUGGACUUCGCCCUCUCGUGCCCUGACGACCUGCUGCAGCCCGUCUCUGCCCCCGUGCCGUGGACGUACCACAGCCCCGAGGAGGAGAUCAGUCUUGGGCCUGCCUGCUGGCUCUGGGACUUCCUGAGACGAAGCCGACAGGCCGGCUUUUUCCUGCCCCUGAGUGGCGGCCUGGACAGCGCGGCCUCCGCCUGCAUCGUCUACUCCAUGUGCCGCCAGGUGUGCCAGGCCGUGAGCCGCGGAAGUAGCCUCUGGAGCAGCGACUGGCACCUGGCCACGCGCGGAGGGAGCAGCCGGGAGAACCUGGCCCUGCAGAAUGUGCAGGCUCGUAUCCGGAUGGUCAUCGCCUACCUGUUCGCUCAACUGAGCCUUUGGUCCCGGGGCUCCCGUGGGGGCCUGCUGGUCCUCGGAACCACCAACGUGGACGAGAGCCUCCUCGGCUACCUGACCAAGUACGACUGCUCCAGCGCGGACAUCAACCCCAUAGGGGGGGUCAGCAAGACGGACCUGAGGGCCUUUGUCCAGUUCUGCGCGCAGCGCUUCCAGCUCCCUGCCCUGCAGGGCGUGCUGUCGGCGCCGGCCACCGCAGAGCUGGAGCCCUUGGCCGACGGACAGGUGUCCCAGACAGAUGAGGAGGACAUGGGCCUGACCUACGCGGAGCUGUCCGUCCUCGGGAGGCUCAGGAAGACGGCCAAGGCGGGGCCCUACAGCAUGUUCUGCAAGCUGCUCCACAUGUGGGCCAAAACCUGCAGCCCCAGGCAGGUGGCUGAAAAGGUGAAGAGGUUCUUCUCCAAGUACUCCAUGAACAGACACAAGAUGACCACGCUCACGCCCGCCUACCACGCGGAGAACUACAGCCCUGAUGACAACAGGUUUGACCUGCGGCCCUUCCUGUACAACUCGGCCUGGCCCUGGCAGUUCCAGAGAAUCGACACCCAGGUUCUGCAGCUGGAGUGGAAAGCCCAGCAGGACCCGAAUGACCUGGACCGAGGGCCGACGGGGGCGGUGGACGGCCGGGACUGAGGCCCCAGCCCUGCCACAGCCCCACGGUG